ACCACUCCGAUUUGUUAAAGUCUUUCAGGUUCGGAAACGAAGCUUGGCUGUGAGAUCUCAUUAGUCACAAUGCUCUCUCUCUCUGUAGCAGAACAGGUUCAUUUUCGAAAUAAAAAAGGCAACGUGGUCACAGCUUUGCCCGUGACAGUAGAAUUUGGAAAGCUUAUCAAAGGUGAUAGAAACACGAGGAAUUCCAGCUUUCGUGAAUGGAAGAAACAAUUGAAUAGCGCCCAGGCAAGCGAGCAGGUGGCUUCUCCGACAGAUCUUCUCCAUGCUGUGGUGGCGCUGUACCAUACUUGUCAACCGGGAUUUUCUCCCCAGUCUGUUUACAGCACUGUUUGUGGAGAGGGUUCACGUACGUUACUUCUCUUAAGAAAUUCGACAGAAAUCCUUCGGGAGUGGGAGAACCAGAUAGCCAAUCCUGAACAUCGUCUUCGAGACCAACAGUCAACUUCUCUUGGUGGUUGGUACAGCACCGAUAGCUCAUGUGUAAUUAAAUCAACAACAAUCCUCUUAAAACAGUACCAAGACCAGGAGCAAGAUAACUUAAGGAGAAAUUUAUCCCCAUGGAGACAGCAUCCGAGAGAAAGCGACUGUUCUUUAAAGGACGAGACAUUGCCAAGUGAGGAUUUUAAAGACCCCCCACAACACGUCAACACUCUCAAUAAACAGAACCAACAACUGACAGACCCUGGAGAAACUUUAGCGAAUGAACAUCAUCGAGAACAAACCAACAACGAACCGCUCUUGAACAAAAUAUCCGGGGAAACAAAUGACCUUUCAAAUGUUGACGCUUUAGUAGAACAAAAAUAUAAUGGAACAAAUAACUCGGAUGUUACUGACUCUAAUUCAUGUCAACAAGUUACAGAGUCAGUUGAUGAACGUGAUGCUCAACAAAUGACGACGAGAGACUCGACGUCUGAUAGAGAACAUUUGUACGUUGACACGUCCAUCACACUGAGUCUACUGUCGGACAGUACUAACCAUGUUGACCAAUCCACACCGAUGAUGACCAAGGGCACGGAAAGCUCACAUGAAGAAUGGCUUCCUUGGGUCCCCAAAAAGAGAAAUGAAGAAGACGAGGCGAGUCGGAAAAUGUCACAUGUCAGCUCUAGAAACAGUUCUAAAUAUCCGUUAGGAUUGUGUGAUAACGUGAAACCUGACCUGGAAACAUCUACAGAAUCACCAUUCUCUGACAUCUUCAGUGACUCUGGAGAGAUUUCUACAUCGGACAGUGACAUGGAAGAGGAGGAGGAUGGUGAUGACCUUUCACGAGGCCUUGAAGCCUUCCUGAAAGCAGUAGCAGCCAGAAGAAAAGAGCGAAUGAUAUCCGUAGAGAUGGGUUUUUUACUACCGACACAAGUCGGAAUGGAACAUAAGCUCAUUGCUAGUGUCACCUUCCAGAAAAAUUACAGGAUCCCUGGUGCCAAGAUUGUCUAUCUAUCAUUCUUAGCGGUUCGGAAAAAAUUUCGGAAACGAGGCCUAGGAAGUUUUCUUUUACAGAAAUUGAAAAAUCCUUCGUUAGUGGGUCCCUAUGAUGCUUUGGUUGUUCGAAGUGAAAAUUCAACUCUCCAGUUUUUCCGAAAAAAUGGAUUUACAGACGACAUAAUCUUGAAUAGCAAGUUCAGAGACGUCGACGAAGGGUGGGAAAACUCUACUCUAAUAAGUUAUCUUCCUCCGUUUGAUGGUCACUACCCGCCCUUCCCGGGGACGAAGGAAUGGAACAGGCCAGAAGCCGUGGUAGCAAUGCAGGAAGAAAUGAAUACGUGGCGACUGAAAAGCCUAGAAGCUUAUCAAGCUCAAGUCACGUGCUUAACGAGACUUCAACAGGAAGUGUUAAGACUUCAUGCCUUGCUACGAAAGCAAGAAGCCGUAGUUCAGUUUCUUAAAAAUGAAAACCAAAAACUUCAAAGUAAACUCCAAAAAGUGGAGAGAAGGUCUACAAGAGCUCUGGUUGAAAGUCUUGAAAAAGAAGCUGCAGAUUUCGAGAAACUGUGCACGUUUCAACUUCGACAAAAAAGCAACAGUUAAAUUGUUUAAUUAAAACAUUUUUGUGAUCAUUAAUUAUAUCAACAGCUGUAAUUACUGCAGGUUAUAUGUUUAAGGUCAGUUUAUAUUUAAAUUAAUAAUCGUUAAGACAUUCAACUGAGACGUAUUCUGUUUAUAUAUAUUUAUAACGGUGUUGGUUCAUUCACUGAAUCGAAACAUUUAGCAGUAAAGAUAUAAUAUAAAGCCAUGUUCUGUUUUUGUACCAAUACACCAAAUAAGAGUAUCAGUUAAAUUUUCGACUGAGACAUACUGUUUUAGUACCAAUAUAUGUUCAGAACAGUAUCAGUUCAUACUUUAAAAUCAGAAACGUAGCAGAUAAAACAUUAAAUUAAAAUAAUUAAAACUUCCAUCUAAACCAUGCUUCACA
Limulus polyphemus (Atlantic horseshoe crab) is the source of this 2416-nucleotide messenger RNA. RefSeq lists its product as uncharacterized. Gene Ontology annotation, molecular function: acyltransferase activity, transferring groups other than amino-acyl groups. The record is from RefSeq and is a predicted model, not a curated record. The transcript has 13 exons. Lineage: Eukaryota; Metazoa; Arthropoda; Merostomata; Xiphosura; Limulidae. The coding region runs from base 70 to 2031 and encodes 653 amino acids.